Orbicella faveolata is the source of this 2008-nucleotide messenger RNA. RefSeq names its product tetratricopeptide repeat protein 28-like. Lineage: Eukaryota; Metazoa; Cnidaria; Anthozoa; Scleractinia; Merulinidae. The record is from RefSeq and is a predicted model, not a curated record.
UCAACUGCCACUGUGUUUUGUAAGCUUAGUAAUCCAUCCAGUGCAACUCUAUUUUCAACGUCAGCCUAUGAUUUUGUUCAGUAUCUAAGUAACACACGAGAGGGCGACAUAAUUAAAGCAAAUGUCUUUAAUGCACAUGGGUUAACAUUAUCAAUGACAUGCCAGUAUAAAUCAUCAAUAUCGUGCCAUGAGGAGGCUACCAAGAUUUAUAUUGCAAUUUACGGUGAGCAUCAUUCGAAGGUAGCUGGAAGUUAUAACAACUUGGGAGGUGUUUAUCAGGAUCUUGGACGGUACAAUGAAGCCAAAGAAUAUCACGAGAAGGCACUGAUCAUCAAGAAAAAGAUUUUCUUGGAGGAGCAUGAUCAGGUCGCAACAAGUUAUAACAACUUGGGAAGUGUUUAUCAAGCUCUUGGACAGUACAAUGAAGCAAAAAAAUACCACGAGAAAGCACUGAUCACCAGGAAAAAGAUUUUCGGCGAGGAGCAUGAUGAUGUCGCAACAAGUUAUAACAACUUGGGAACUGUUUAUCAAGCUCUUGGACAGUACAAUGAAGCAAAAGAAUACCUCAAGAAGGCACUGAUUAUCAGGAAAAAGAUUUUCGGGGGGGAGCACGAUCGUGUCGCAACAAGUUAUAACAACUUGGGAAGAGUUUAUCGAGCUUUUGGACAGUACAAUGAAGCCAAAGAAUAUCACGAGAAAGCACUGGCCAUCAGAAAAGCGAUUUUCGGCGAGAAACAUGCUAAAGUCGCAGGGAGUUAUAGCAACUUGGGAAGUGUUUAUCACUCUCUUGAACAGUAUAAUGAAGCAAAAGAAUAUCACGAGAAAGCACUGGUCAUCAGGAAAGAGAUUUUCGACGAGGAACAUGCUAAAGUCGCAGCGAGUUAUAGCAACUUGGGAAGUGUUUAUCAAGCUCUUGGACAGUACAAUGAAGCCAAAGAUUAUCAAGAGAAGGCACUGAUCAUCAUGAUAAAGACUUUGGGGGAGAAGCAUGAUCAUGUCGCAACAAGUCAUAACAACUUGGGAAAUGUUUAUCAAGCUCUUGGACAGUACAAUGAAGCAAAAGAAUAUCACGAAAAGGCACUGAUCAUCAGGAAAAAGAUUUUCGCCGAGGAACAUGCUUAUGUCGCAGAAAGCUAUAACAAUUUGGGAAAUGUUUAUCAAGCUCUUAGACAGUACAAUGAAGCAAAAGAAUACUACGAGAAGGCACUGAUCAUCAGGAAAAAGAUUUUUGGCGAGGAACAUGCUAAUGUCGGAUCAAGUUAUGAGAACUUGGGAAAUGUUUAUCAUGCUCUUGGACAGUACAAGGAAGCCAAAGAAUAUCACAAGAGAGCACUGAUCAUCAGGAAAAAGAUUUUCGGGGAGGAGCAUGAUGAUGUCGGAACAAGUUAAAAACUUGGGAAAUCUUUAUCAAGCUCUUGGACAGUACAACGAAGCAAAAGAAUAUCACGACAAGGCACUGAUCAUCAGGAAAAAGAUUUUGGGGGAGGUGCAUGGUGAUGUCGGAUCAAGUUAUUACAAGUUGGGUAAUAUUUAUCAGUCUCUUGGACAGUACAAUGAAGCCAAAUAAUAUCACGAGAAGGCACUGAUCAUCACGAAAAAGAUUUUCGGCGACGAACAUGCUAAUGUCGCAAUAAUUUAUAGCAACUUGGGAACUGUUUAUCAAGAUCUUGGACAGUACAAUGAAGCCAAAGGAUAUCACGACAAGGCACUGAUCAUCACGAAAAAGAUUUUCGGCGAGGAACAUGCUAAUGUCGCAACAAUUUAUAGCAAGUUGGGAAGUGUUUAUCGCGAUCUUGGACAGUACAAUGAAGCCAAGGAAUAUCAUGAAAGGGCACUGAUCAUCAGGAAAAAGGUCUUUAGCGAGGUACACGCUGCUAUAACGAGAAGCUACAAAAAUUUGGCAAACGUUUAUCAAGGUCUUAAACAGUGCAGUAAAGGAGACGAAUGCCUUAAGAACGCCAGAGAGAUCCUUAAACUGUGCAACCAAACAAGGAGGACAGAGAGUACA